AUGGUGGUACCGGUGAUGAAUAUGACGAGGGAACCGGCCGUCGAUUCCCCGGAGAAUUCAAGAAAAAUAAGUCUUGCGGGAUACCCGGAGGUGGCCGGGUUGUUUUGUGUGACCGUUUUCAAAAGCACGUUAGAUCUCGAAGUUCGCGAUUGUUGUGGACUCCUGACUUUGGAUGGAGUAGGGAAAUGUGUAGAGUUGAAAAAAUUCAGCAUCAGUAAUUGCGGAAUGCUCACGAACAUAUCGGAUCUGAAAGACUGCGUAAACUUGGAAAUGCUCACACUUAGCGGAUGUAAAACAUUGAGGAAUCUCACACCUCUGAAAGGUCACAGGACCUUAUCAUGUAUCACCAUCUCCCAUUGCGAAAGAAUGAUGGAACUAGAUUUGGAGGGAGCCACGAAUUUGAUGCAACUGAACAUUAGCGACUGCGAAGAGCUAAAAGACGUUCACGUGAGCAGAUGUACGCGGCUGGAGGUAAUUGACAUUCACGACUGUGUCAAGUUAGAAAAGCUUCACGGACUCACUUAUUUGAGGGAACUUAAAACACUCAUCUUGGCGGGGAAUAGGGAGCUUUCAGCUGUCGAGGGUAUAAAUGAGCUCAUUAACAGAGUGGAGAAACUCAGUUUGAAAAACUGUGAGAAGUUGGAAGACCUGAAAUUCUUGGACUUUUGCAAUUUUCUCAAAGAGGUAGUUGUUGCUGGCAGUAAUGUGACGGAGGAAAAGAAACAGGAAUUAAGGGGUAAGGGCGUAAGAAUCGUCAACGAGGUAAAAGUAGCUGAUGGGUGA
Trypanosoma brucei brucei TREU927 is the source of this 783-nucleotide messenger RNA. Its product is annotated as leucine-rich repeat protein (LRRP), putative. The transcript has a single exon. NCBI's taxonomy places the organism in Eukaryota, Euglenozoa, Kinetoplastea, Trypanosomatida, Trypanosomatidae. The record is from RefSeq and is a predicted model, not a curated record. The coding region runs from base 1 to 783 and encodes 260 amino acids.